This is a messenger RNA of Helicoverpa armigera (cotton bollworm), 1655 nucleotides long. Its product is annotated as juvenile hormone epoxide hydrolase-like. Gene Ontology annotation, biological process: epoxide metabolic process. The transcript is spliced from 7 exons. Gene Ontology annotation, molecular function: epoxide hydrolase activity. Lineage: Eukaryota; Metazoa; Arthropoda; Insecta; Lepidoptera; Noctuidae. The coding region runs from base 38 to 1537 and encodes 499 amino acids. The record is from RefSeq and is a predicted model, not a curated record.
UGGGACUUCGGUUAGUCGAACAUUGAAAUCAGCAACGAUGAAUACGUUCUUAAGAGUAUUCGUGCUUUCUGCCUACGUGACUCUUGUCCUGGGUGUGACCGCCAAGGAGGUCACUUCACCUGAAUUUCUAUCAAGUAUAGAAAAAUGGUGGGGUCCACUUGGACAAGAGGGGAAGAUUAGCGAGGAUAUCAGACCUUUCAAAAUCCAGUUCACGGAUGAGAUGGUAACCGACCUAAGAAACCGUAUCAACAAUCGCCGCGAAGUCACCAAACCUCUAGAAGGCAUAGCCUUCGAAUACGGUUUCAACUCAGAUAACCUGGACUACUGGAUGGACUUCUGGGCUAACAAGUACAACUUCACUGAACGCGAAGAUUUCUUGAACCAGUUCCCGCAUUACAAGACUAACAUUCAAGGACUUGAUAUUCACUUCAUUAGAGUGAAGCCUGAGGUACCUGAAGGCACAUUGGUACUACCUCUUCUGAUGAUGCACGGCUGGCCUGGCUCCAUCAGGGAGUUCUAUGGAUCCAUUCCACUUAUUACCGAGUACAACGAAAAGAGAGGUUUCGCUGUGGAAGUCGUAGUUCCAAGUUUGCCAGGAUUCGGUUUUUCCGAUGGAACAACUCGUCCUGGUAUGGGAGAAGUGGAAAUUGCAGCUAUCAUGAAAAACCUUAUGGCCCGACUUGGCUUCGAGAAGUUCUACGUUCAAGGCGGCGACUUCGGUGCCCUAAUAGCUAACGAUAUGGUCACUUUCUAUCCUAAAAUCCUUGGCUACCACACGAACUUCCCGAUAUCUCUAGCUCCUGGCUCACUGCUCACCUACUUAGCUGGUUCACUGAACCCGUUGUUCCAAUCGCUGGUCGUGGACUCUUCAGUAGCGGACAGAAUGUACCCAAUACUUGAUGUCGUUCUGGGACUCGUUGAGGAAUCCGGGUACUUGCACAUGCAGGCUACUAAGCCAGAUACCAUUGGAAUUGCCCUGUCAGAUUCUCCAAUGGGUCUCUUCGCAUGGCUGAUGCAGCCUCUUUCUGGUGGUACUCGCAAAGCUUACAAAACCAGAGUAGACGGAGGUCUUUCACUCUUGUACGCGCCCGAGACACUCAUUGAUGACGUCAUGAUGUACUGGACUGAGAACAAGUUCACCACUGCUGUCAGAGUAUAUGCUGAGUCCAUUAAUAAGAGAACUCUUGGCAUGGGUAUAUCAUCAAUCCCAACAUCAGUACCAACCUGCACCAUUCACGCUAAGGACGAAAUCAUCUACGAAUCUCCGAUCAUGCUCAAAUACAAAUUCAAAAACCUACUUCGUUCAACAGUUCUCGACAGCCAAGGACAUUUCUUGGCAAUGGAGGCCCCAGAGGUAUUUUCUGAAGACGUCCUCUCAGCACUGGACUUAUUCUUGGAGUACAAUGAAGAAAAUAACAAGGUUGAAGAGUCAAACUCGAAGUUCCCUAUCAAACUACCCACGUUACCUAUCGUAGACAGUUUAGAGAAAGGAGUGGACAAGAUCAAGGGUGGCAUAUCACAAUUGUUCGGCCGUUGAAUACAAAUCGAUAACUUCUUCUCUACUAACUGGCACUGAUUUUGGUCUUCUUUGAUUUUAGAACAUACAUUUACGAUUUUGUCAUAGAUUUAUGUUUAAAUAAACUGUUUGGCUGUAA